AUGGAUUUCCUCAUUUUCAUCACACUUUUAAUGUCAGUCUUGGAAGCUGCAUUUGCCUUCAAUAUUGACCCUGUGGCGUGGAAAACCUUGACCAACUCAGCAGAGGGUUUUGGAUAUCAGAUAGCGCAAAGACAAUCAGAUUUACUUGUCAGUGCGCCCCUUGCUCAGACUUCAUCAAACAGAAGAGGACAAAUCUUCAGUUGCUCUGUUCACACCUCGACUUGCAAUGCGUUAGAAAUUUCAGUGCCGUACUUUGCUGUCAACAUGUCUUUUGGCUUGACCAUGACAGCCAAUCCAUCCACUGACGAUAUCACGGCAUGUGGUCCCACCAUUCCAAAAGACUGUGAAAGCAUCACCAUGUUCAACGGUGUGUGCUUGGAGAUACCCCCUUCAAAUGUCCCCAGAUCACGUCUGCCUGCUUUUCUUGAUGAGUGUCGUAGUACAGCAGACAUCGCAUUUCUGUUGGAUGGGUCGGGCAGCGUCGACAACGAACAGUUUAAGAUAAUGAAGAAUUUUGUCAUAGGUCUCAUCGACUCCUUUAUGGGCAAAGAUUCCAAGUUUGCCAUAAUCCAAUUCUCCAACGAGCCCAGAGUCCAUUCUGAUUUUUCUACCUUCAACUUUGCAACUUGGAGAAAUGACAUUCAAGGGAUAAAGCAAUUAAAAAGAACGACAAACACAGCCAGUGCAAUUCUAAGUGUUGCGAAUAGAGUCUUUUUAAAAACAAGAGGUUCCAGGUUGAAUGUGAAAAAGAUUCUUAUAGUAAUCACAGAUGGAAAAUCUAGCGAUAGCACCAAAUUACCAUACGCAAUAAAGGCAGCCGAGACAAAAAAUAUAGUUCGAUUUGCUAUUGGGGUGGGGAGUGCAUUUGACAGCUCUGAUGCAAAAACGGAGCUGGAAACCAUCGCAUCUCUUCCCCUGGAAAAGCAUGUGUUUCACGUGAGGAACUUCCGCGCGCUUGAUGCAAUAAAGAAGACUUUGGAGGACAGCAUCUUUGCUAUUGAAGGAUCUCAAACAAGCGGUGAGAAGCUAAAAAUGGAGAUGGCUCAGCAUGGAUUCAGUGCCGCUUACAUGCCUGAUGGAAUACAAAUAGCUUCUGUCGGGGCGAACGGUUGGAGAGGAGGUUUUCAUACAUACACAGACAAGGAACAGAGUUCCUAUCUGCCGACGGACAUUGAUCCUGACAGCUAUCUGGGUUAUUCCAUAACCAUUGCCCAAACGCACUCUGAAACACUGACGGUAGUUGGUGCACCAAGAUAUCAACAUAGAGGAAUUGUUAUGGUGAUUCUUCAAAACACAGCUAUACAAACAAUAGACCCCUUUGUAUGGCAGUAUCAGAUAGGUGAAUAUUUCGGGGCAGUGGUCUGUGCCAUGGAUGUGAACCAAGACGCCAUCACGGACGUCGUGCUCAUUUCUGCCCCUAUGUUUGUGGAGGACGAUAGAGAGGGGAGGGUUUACGUUUGCAGCAUGAACCGUUCGAGAGUAGAGUGUCGGUUCGAGACUCCUUUAAUCCUGAGAGGAGUCCCAUCUACCAGAGGGCGAUUCGGUUCUUCCCUCGCCAUACUGCCUGACCUCAACUCAGAUGGACUUAACGACUUGGCGGUCGGGGCACCGUUGGAGGAUGACGGCCAGGGCAGCGUCUACAUAUUUCACGGCGAGCAAAAAGGAAUCUCUGCUACUUUCUCACAAAGGAUUGCUGGAUCAGAAUCGGACUCAGGUCUCAGGUUCUUUGGUAUGUCCAUCGGCCAGUCUUCAGCGGAUCUCAGCGGGGAUAACCUGAGUGACCUUGCAGUGGGUUCAAAAGGAACAGUCAUCUUACUCAGAUCCAAACCCAUAGUAAUGGUAGACAGCACGCUCUCCUACAACCCAAAACAAGUCUUGACAGAAAACGUUACUUGUGAAAACCCAACGCUUUUCAAUGCAGAAAUCUGCUUUUUGAUGAGCAACAUCUCAUCCCUGGAAAGAGCAAGAGCGAGAGUUAAUUAUACUUUAACGCUGGACGCCACCCGCAAGGUUCCCAGCAACCGAGCUUACUUCAAUGAAAAAAAACGGGAAACAAGCAGGACCAUGAUUCUCGACUUACAAGGGCCAAAAUGCUUCCAAGUCAAGUUCUACAUCGAGCCCUGCCCAGAAGACUCUUAUAAUCCUCUUGACAAUGAGCUUCAAUUCACAUUUGAAGGUUUGCCCGCCGCUAAUAAUCUGAGUCCCUCUUUGGCUCAACAGGCCCAAAUGACCCCUUAUCCGUUGUAUUUUGAGAUCGAUUGUGGCGAGGACAACACAUGUGAAGAUAACCUCAACAUUGAUUUUAACUUCAGCAGCUCCUUGGAGGUUAAAGUGGGCAUUGAUGAACUCUUGAACGUCAUCAUAUCUGUGGAAAACCAGGGAGAAAACUCCUACAACACCCUUGUUGUUCUCACGUACCCAGUCGGAUUCUCUUACAGGAAAUUUACUGCUCUGCAGGGACGAAUUGAGUGCAAUUCUUUGGACAGUGAAGGUGGUCAAGCCCGUGGAAGGACAGAAUGCACCAUUGACAAACCUAUUUUCAGAAGCAACGCAAAGGCUACCUUCGUGGUGACGUACAGUAUUGACACCAACAGCGAACUGGACAACAGGAUGUUUGUCACAGCAAAUGCAACAAGUGGGAAUGCGCAGCACUCGGCUUUAAGUCAGCCUUACAAAUUCAAAGACAUUGGUGUGAAGUACAGCAUUUUUGUUACAAUGGAAAGUUCGCUAAGCUACAUCUAUUUCACCUAUGGAAAAAAUGAUGUGCAAAAAUCAAUCCAGCAAUCAGUUUUGGUUUCCAAUACCAUCCGAGCCUUGAACCUCACAUUUGUGAUCAGAGUGCCAGUGAAGCUUGGUGAAAUGGACAUCUGGCAGAAUUUGAACAGUUUGCAGAUUCCAGACUGCCAGUUUAGCAAUGAUGAAAGCGCAAAUAUAACAAAUUUUGUUGAACUGGUGCAAAGAAAUAAGAUCGUGGACUGCUCAGUUGCUACGUGCAGGGUGUUUCAUUGCAACAGGUUCAUGGAAACUUUAGAGAACAAGCAGUACGAAAUAUCUGGCAAUAUGAGUUCAGCAUGGAUCCAGCAGGUCGGACUCAACAAGGCGAAGUUAAUGUUCAUCAGCACGGCCAGUCUUGAGUAUGACCUGAACCAGUACAUCUUCUUUUCAACAUCAUCUAAUAGUAACCCUCCCAUGCACAAGAUUGAAACAGAGGUAGAAGUGUAUCCCCAACCAGACAUUACCAAAGCGAUAGUUGGCGGUUCCAUAGGAGGACUGGCAAUAGUGGCUAUACUCUCAAUUGUCCUGUAUAAGGCUGGAUUUUUCAACAGUAAAUACAAGUAUGUGAUCAAUGAGGCUGACGGCGGAGUAGCAGUGAAUGACGAAGCCACACUUACGGCUGCGGGCUCAGAAGAAGGCCCGCCUAACAAAGCCUCGGUGGCUCGCAGCGACAGCAGAGAGGCUGUUUGCGAGCCGGAUGCCAGAAAACUUAUUUGGGGGGGCAUAUGUGGGACGCUGCGGCGGCGGCAUGACACACCAAGUUUCUUUCAGGAGGUGAAAGUCAAACAGGGCCCGGUGAAAGACUUCAUCGGCCAUUAG
Molecule: messenger RNA, 3594 nt
Organism: Nerophis lumbriciformis (worm pipefish)
Lineage: Eukaryota; Metazoa; Chordata; Actinopteri; Syngnathiformes; Syngnathidae
Source: RefSeq, a predicted model, not a curated record